This is a messenger RNA of Necator americanus (New World hookworm), 639 nucleotides long. RefSeq lists its product as uncharacterized. The record is from RefSeq and is a predicted model, not a curated record. The coding region runs from base 1 to 639 and encodes 212 amino acids. The transcript has a single exon. Lineage: Eukaryota; Metazoa; Nematoda; Chromadorea; Rhabditida; Ancylostomatidae.
AUGAUGAACGCCGACUGCGAGGACGGAGGAGUACAACUUGGAGGCUCCCAAAUCGUGGAAACUUCGUCAUACGUAUACCUCGAACGUUCUAUGAACAUGGAAAACGACUUGAAGGAAGAACUGAACAGAAGAAUGAGAGCAGCAUGGGCAGCAUUCGCAGCCGUCAGAGAAGCUAAAGACCAACUGACGGACCAAGAUCUUCGUACCCAUCUGUUCAACUCGACAGUCCUUCCAGCGCUCUGUUACGCAGCGGAGACGUGGGCAGACACCACUGCCACGUCUAGAAAGCUACUUACUAUCCACAGAGCCCUUGAGAGAUGUCUUCUGAAGUUUAACCGGCGCACACAUAGACAUAGAUGGGCCGGUCACAUCAUGAGAAGAAUCGACGAUAGAUGGACUAAAAGAACGCUAGAGUGGACCCCAAGAGAUGCUAAACGCCCUCGAGGUAGACCACCAACGAGAUGGGGUGACGUGUUCGCAACACGGAUGGACCAGCUGAGAGCUCAGCUGGAUACCGCUCAAGGACCUCGUCAAUGUCACUCAAGAAACUUGAAAACAUCUCGGAUGACAAUGGCGAGGGAACGAAGCGAGGGGAAGAGAUGCUGGGGCCCGCACGUCCAGUGGAAACGGGCCAUCUAA